Fonsecaea erecta is the source of this 1602-nucleotide messenger RNA. RefSeq lists its product as hypothetical. Gene Ontology annotation, biological process: carbohydrate transport; transmembrane transport. NCBI's taxonomy places the organism in Eukaryota, Fungi, Ascomycota, Eurotiomycetes, Chaetothyriales, Herpotrichiellaceae. The transcript is spliced from 8 exons. The coding region runs from base 1 to 1602 and encodes 533 amino acids. Gene Ontology annotation, cellular component: membrane. The record is from RefSeq and is a predicted model, not a curated record. Gene Ontology annotation, molecular function: carbohydrate:proton symporter activity.
AUGGUGGGUAUCGCAGUUGUGCAGGCUAUGCACAAAUCUGAGCGGGAGGUUGCUGUUGCUGAGGCACCGGCACUUCGACGGGUCAUUUGGUACAAGGACCCCGGGCUGAGGAAGCUCUAUGGCCUGGCCGUCGCGCUGUUCUUCGCCUCUGCGACGACAGGAUAUGAUGGGUCCAUGCUGAACGGCCUCCAGAUCCUCGAUGUCUGGCAAGAUUACUUCAACCACCCGACGGGAUCGCUUCUCGGCCUCUUCGGGUCGAUUUAUAGUAUUGGCAGUCUUGCGGGGCUUCCUUUUGCACCAUACCUGUGUGAUAUCUAUGGCAGGCGCAUUGCCAUCAUGGCGGGAUGUGUUUUCCUCUUCGCCGGCGUCGCAAUCCAAAGUGCCUCACAAAACUUCUCCAUGUUCAUCGCCGGGCGUUUCUUCGUCGGAUUUGGCAACAGCAUGUGUUCGAAUUCAGCCCCUCUCCUCCUGACCGAGCUGUGCCAUCCACAACAUCGCGGAAGAGUGACGACGGUCUACAACCAGUUGUGGGACAUUGGGUCCAUUGCAGCAACAUGGAUCACCUUUGGCACCUUCACCAUGAAGAACAACUGGGCGUGGCGGAUCCCUUCGAUCCUGCAGGCUUUCCCGACCUUCAUACUCUUUUGCUUCAUUUGGAUUAUCCCAGAGUCUCCCCGUUGGCUGAUAUCGAAGGAUCGGCAUGCCGAAGCUCUAACAACGCUCGCCAAGUAUCAUUCGAACGGUAACGAAAUGGACCUCACCGUCCAAUUCGAGUACCGUGAAAUUAGGGAGACUCUCCGCCUCGAAUUCGAGUCGAAGAAGUCCAGCAGCUUCUUGGAUUUUCUCAGGACAAAGGGCAACAGGUAUCGACUGUUGCUUGUCGUUGCUCUCGGUCUCUUCUCGCAAUGGAGUGGCAAUGGCUUGACCAGCUAUUACUUUGCCAUCGUGAUGAAGAGCAUCGGGGUGACGGACAAAAACGAACAGUUUGAGAUCAAUGGUUCCAAAACCAUUCUUUCACUUAUUGUCGGGCUCAUCGCUGCAGCAGUCGUCGAUCGGUUCGGUAGACGUCCGCUGUUCUUGACUGCGACCACAGGCAUGUUCGUCGCCUUCGUCCUCUGGACGGCCUGUUCCGCUCUGUACGACAUCGACGGGAAUCUCGCGGCGGGGAAGACCGUAAUCUUCUUCAUAUUCCUGCACGGCGUCUUCUACAACAUUGCCUGGUCGGGUCUGCUUGUGGGCUAUACCGUUGAGAUCAUGCCUUAUAAAUUGCGUGCGAAGGGCCUCAUGCUCAUGAACUUCUUCGUUCAAGCCGCGCUCGUGUUCAAUCAAUAUAUCAACCCUAUUGGACUGUCACAUCUACAACCUCGUUGGAGGUUUUAUUCCAUCUAUUGUGGCUGGCUCCUUCUCGAGGUCAUCUUCGUGGCUUUCAUGUUCAUCGAAACACGCGGCGUCACACUCGAAGAGGUCGCGAAGAUUUUCGACGGGGAGGACGCAGAGGUUGCCCACGUCGAUCUCGACGUCGUGGAGGAGAAGGUACAACACGUGCAGCAGCUCGAGGACGUUGAGGUCACGGCAAUUCCGCAGCGUGUGGAGAAGGUCUGA